Lithohypha guttulata is the source of this 429-nucleotide messenger RNA. RefSeq lists its product as uncharacterized. Gene Ontology annotation, molecular function: oxidoreductase activity. Gene Ontology annotation, cellular component: mitochondrion. Lineage: Eukaryota; Fungi; Ascomycota; Eurotiomycetes; Chaetothyriales; Trichomeriaceae. Bases 1 to 429 code for a protein of 142 amino acids. The transcript is spliced from 4 exons. The record is from RefSeq and is a predicted model, not a curated record.
AUGUUCAGAACAAAGUCUCUCGAUGUGAUCACCCUCUUCCAUAAGCCCUCCAUAUCGGCUUCAGCCCGUGUCUAUACGCUCUUGAAACAAGGCAGUGCUCACGCACAAGAGGCUGCCACCGAGGACCAGGCUGCCGACCACAGUCCACAAAAUCAAGCGGUCAAACGCGAACCAUUCGAACUCGACGUCACAGAAGCCGCUCCUACACAAGACCAGCUUAGGAGCAUACUGGAAUAUGUUGGAGAGCACAAGAUCUCCGACCUAGUUGAAGGAGCCACAAGCGUCAGUGACGCUGUGAAGAAGCUGGCUGCGAAUGAAGGAGCUUUCAAGAGGCCGGUGACAGUGGAUUGGAACCAGGGCAGGGCUGUGAUUGGUGAUGAUACCUCCGCGAUACAGAAGUUGCUUCGCGAGGUGCCUGCCCCUCAGUAA